Molecule: messenger RNA, 1131 nt
Organism: Trichophyton benhamiae CBS 112371
Lineage: Eukaryota; Fungi; Ascomycota; Eurotiomycetes; Onygenales; Arthrodermataceae
Exons: 2
Coding region: 1-1131 (376 amino acids)
Source: RefSeq, a predicted model, not a curated record
AUGCCCGGAGACAACGGCUUAGCCAUGAGCAGGACAGCAUCUUCCUCCAGCAUCCAGGUGGCGGACCUCUCAGGGCCACCACCAACACCAGCCUUGGUUCCUCCAGCAAAUGCAAAGAGCGUAUCUCCAGCUCCCGAUACAGCCCCAAAGCCUUUGCCAACCGAAGGAGCUGGAGCUGGAGAAGCAGAAGACGAGCCUGGUGCUGAGAAGUUCAUCAUGCAUCCCACCAGCGUAUAUAUUGUCAUCUCAGAGCCCAAACACCAGAGUGAGAAGUUCCACUGGGGUAUCAUUGUGGCCCGCGGCCAACAGGAAGGUGUUCUCUAUCACCGCAUCUUCGAUGGCAGCCGGUGGGAGCUGAAAAUCGAAGAGAACAAAGAUAUCUCUGCCGACAAGGCCGUUAUCCUCUUGCUGAAAAUCGGAGACGUGCCUGAAGUCUCUCGGCAAUGGAUCGAAGCUAUUCAGGAGUGCAUCACCACUGCAAAUGCCCCCCGGGCCACCAUGGGAGAUAUUUCCUGUCGUACCUUUGCCCUGGCUGCCACCUACGAGCUGGGCAAUGGCGGCUUCAUCAGUAUAUACCCGAACUGGAACACAGUGAAGGGUAUCGAGAGAGAGGCGUAUCAGUUUGCCUGGCAUGCCGGCAACCUUGGACGCCGUCUGAUAUAUACAUUACCGGAGCUGCUAGAAGGGAUAAAGGGAGAUUAUAAAGGGAUGGACAAUGGCCAAACAGCUGGCUAUGGGGAUGGUGUUUUUCUUACUGUUAGCUAUUCAGAGUGUUAUCUAGUUAUUAGCCAGCUAUCUGCGCAUGCAGACGACUCUAUUUAUUCUUAUCUCAACGUCGGUCUAUCAGCCUCACUUCAAUACCAAGCAGUAUCUUGCUAUCUGCACUUCCACCCACACCUAUAUCUGCCUUAUGUAUCAACCCAACAGCCUCUAUGGCAGCUCUAUAUCCUGGCUCUGCAGACUGAUUGGCCGGUCCUGUUGCUGGGCCGGCCAGCGAGCAGCGCCUUUUCCCGCGAAAAGAUGCUUCGAGGAAAAACAACAACAACAAAACAACCAAACAUUCGUCCUGCGGCCAAACACGCCCGCCUUUACCACCUUUGCCCUGCUCGCGGCAUAGAAUUGACCGUCUAG